Molecule: messenger RNA, 5085 nt
Organism: Plectropomus leopardus (leopard coralgrouper)
Lineage: Eukaryota; Metazoa; Chordata; Actinopteri; Perciformes; Serranidae
Gene: ccdc18
Product: coiled-coil domain containing 18
Source: RefSeq, a predicted model, not a curated record
GCUUCUAUGGCCUCAACACAUCUACGUUGUGGCGUUUUAUUUAACUAGAAAUUUCAAAUACGCAUUUUUUUAUGCUGUCAUAACACCAGGACGAACAGCUGUAAUAUUUAAUUCAAAACGUAACGCUAAACGUUAUCUCUCCGGGUCGUUUGUCCGGCCUUUUACUAGAACGAUAACUUUAACUAGCUAAGUUAGCCACCUGUUGAUACAGCGAGCAUCUUUGUUGACAUUCGGCGUAGCUAGGCUAGCUGCUAAUUUACCAUGCUUUUACUGUAAACACAGGUGUUUUCAUGCUGUGUUGACGAGCUAGCUGUUUUACUUCUCAAACAUGCCCGAGCAGCUAACAGCAAGCCAGGGCAAGUUGUUGGUCAACUUAAGUUAAUACGCAACGUCACUUGACAUUAAUCGGAUGUUUGACGACAAGAGUUUAACUGAAGAUGUGGUCAAUUUGACGAAUCUGCUUCGACUGACGGAGCUCAGUCUUGGGAGAGUGGAACAGAGACUGAGUCAGUCAGAAGGACAUGAUGACAGAAAUGAGUGUGAGCAGAGGAGUCCUGAUUGCCUGACCUUACAGGACCAGCAGACACCUGAUGAUCCUCCAUCCCGGUCGGGCUGUGUUUGCCAGGAGAGGCCUCUCAGUGGGACGGCUGAGAGACGUGCUGUUGCUGGCAGUGUCAGCCCACCUUCCUCCAACUCUAAGUCUGCCUCGAUCAAGGCCAGGUCAGAAAAGAUGGACUCUUUUUCUGCAAGGAUGAAUAGAGGUUGUGUGCGUCAGGAGAACGCCUGUCUGACCGUGCAGGAUGAGCAGCUCAUCAGUGACUUCGAUGCUUUGCAGUGUGACUUAUUGACCUCCAAGUCACAGGUCUGCCUCAGAGGCCCCAGGGUUGGGGUUAAAAACAGUGUGGCAGUCAUGAGUGAGCAGAUUCGACAGCUUCAAGCAGAGCUGGAGACUCAAGCCGCAGAACUAAAGGCAGCAAAGCUGAGGGCCGAGUGUAGCCAAGACGCAGCAGCUCACAGUAACAUUUUGGUGGCGACUCUCACAGAGGAGCUCAGCACGCUCAGAGAGGAGUUGGACAACAAGACGAUGCUGGGCAAACGGGCUGAGCAACAAAGAAACCAAGCACUUCAAAAUGCAGAGAAACUCCAGGAAGCCUUUAAAGAUUAUAAGAAUACAAUUUCCAUUAAACUUAAGAAGGUGAUGGAAAAUGAGAGCAACCUAAAAGAGAGUCUUAUUGAGUGUGACAGAGCGAAAGAGGAGUUGGGAAUGAAGUGCACCAUGCUGGAAAGAGGAAAGAGAGAACAGAGCCAGAUAAUUAGCCAGCUGAAGGAGGAGGUGAUACAGGUCAAGUCUGUGGCUGAUGGCCUGCAGACUCAGCUGGAGGAGGCCGCACGAAAGGCGUCACAUCUUGAACGGCAGCUUACGGAGCAAGGUGCAGAGCUCAGGGAGCUGGUUUCUCUGCGAAAGGAGCUGGAAGACCUGCAGACUGUGAGCCAGAGCCAGGAGCAGAGGGUGGCCCAGAGCCACAGAGAGGCUCAGCAGAGCCAGGCGGAGCUGGCCAGUCUGGAGGCCAUACUGGCCCUGCUGCAUCUACGAGAGGGUGCUGUUGGGACACUGUGCGUCAGACCCUGUGUGUUUCCCCCAGGAACAGCACAGCUACUGAAGCCAAAACCAGGUGAAGGCUACCAGCAGCUUCUACGAGUGCUUCAGUCGCUGGAAGCUGAGCGGAGUAAGCAGAACAGCCUGGUGGAGCGGCUUCAGGAGCGUCUGAGCAGGGCCCAGGAGGAGAUCUCCUCCCUGCAGAGCUCCAUGGCCCAGAGAGCCUCCCACUACCAGAGCCUCCACACAGAGCUGCUGGACAAAGUCAGCCAAGCCACUGACACAGAGAAAGAGUUGAAAAGAAAAAGUGCACGUGUGUCUUCACUGGAGAAACAGUUACAGGAGAAAACCUCGGCUUACAGUCAGGCUGCACUGACCAACACUGAGCUGGAGAAUCAGCUACUGGAGAAAACCAGUACUCUUCAGCAUUACCAGUCACUGAUGACCAAAAAACAAAGAGAGUACCAGCAGUCCUUGGAAAAGUGUAAAAAAUCUCACUCUCAACAAUUCACGGAGCAACAGCACAGAAUAGAAAUGUUGCAGCUGUCGCUGAAGGAGGCUCAGUCUGGUGUUGGAGCUGGAGCAGAGCUGAGCUCCCUCCAGAAGGUAGAUGAAGCUCAGGAAGCAGCUUUGCAGAGCUCUGUGGACCAACUCAUAGAGCAGAGGCAGACUGAAGUUAGACACAAUGAGGAGUUGCUGCAGAGUUUCAAAGAGCAGGCCGCUCAAUCUGCCACCAAGGUGAGUGAACUGCAGUCGUCUCUGUCAGCAUGCAGAGAGGAGCUGAACUUAUACCUGCAGCAGAUGGAGAAGGAAAGGAAAAACUAUGAGAGUGAUCUGCAGAUGAACAAAGACAAGGUGUCCUCCCUGCAGGAGAAGCUCCACAAUGCCACCCUGGCCUGUCAGAGCUCCAGCAAGGAGAACGUGCAGUUGCAGCUUUCUCUCCAGCAGCAGCAGAUCAUGCUGACCGAGAGCACCGCCCACAUCUCUGAACUGGAAGGGAGUCAGAGCCAGCUGCAGAAGCAGGUGUCAGGUCUGGAGCAGCAGCUGGAACGGGAGAGAGCCUCUCUGCAGAGCGAGGUAAGGAACAGAGAGCAGGACGCUGAGGAGAAAGACAAGGAGCUGCAGGAGAUGAACAAGCAGAACACACAACUGUCCGAGUCUGUCAGCCAUCUGAGUUCAGAGAUGACAAAGUAUCGAGGGGAGCUGGUGUCCAAAGAUUCUGAGCUGCAGCGUCUCAGGAGGGAUGUCACUGUCAAGACUUCUCUGAUCAGCCGCAUGGAGGAAAGCCUGCAACACACGAGGAGCCAGCUCGACACCAAGAACGACACAGUCAUUGAUCUGGAGGAGAAGCUCCAUCGCUGUGAGGCUGACAGACUCAAUUGUGUCCAGCGGGUUCAGAUGCUGGAGGGGCAGCUUCAGUCAGUGCGGGGAGAGUUAGCUGAAACUCUGGAGAAACUGCGGGACCUCAGAGAUGUUCUACAGAGAACCCAAACCAUUGCAGAUGAGCGGCAAGCUUCGGUGGAAAAACUGACUGUCCAACUUAGUGACACCCAGAGGGAAUUAGAGGACAGAACUCAUGAGGUCUUAGACAUGGACAAUGCACUGAAGGAGAGACAGGGGGAGCUCCAACAGAGAGCACAGCUGCUGGGUCAGCUGGAAGUGGCCAUCAGGGAGCACAAGCAGGAGAUGGAGAGGAAGGUGGCAUCUCUGCAGCAGAGCCUGGAGGCCCGAGAGAGAGAGCUGAGAGACACACAGAGGGAGCUCAUGGACCGAAACAUGAAGGAGUCCCAGGAGCUCGAACAGCAGCUGCGUGUCAGUCAACAGAAGCUUCACACUUUACUGCAGGAGCUAGAAGAAACUCAACAUCACUGCGAGGCUUUGACCGGAGAGCUGGACGCCACCAAGCUGCAGAUUAAAGAGAAGGAGGUCCGGCUGUGCGGUGUGGAGGAGGAGCUGGCUCUGAAGGAGGCGCGCUGGCUACAGUCGGAGGCCGAGCUGCAGAGCAUGGUCACCUCUUUAGAGCAGGAGCUGGAGCUGGAGAGGGAGCAGCACGGCAAGGAGCUGGAGUCCCUGCAGCAGACUCGAGGCCAGCUCCUCAAAGUCUCUGAGCAGAUCUCCUGCACCAUGCGCUCCUCCCAGGAGCAGCUCACCGCUAAACUUCAGCAGAGCCAGAACCAACUUGAGGAAGCCAAAACCCAGCUGGACCAAACUAAGACAGAGUUGGAUCACACGCGGAACCAAGUGAGUCACCUCCAAACACAGAGAGACCAGAGUCAGACGCAGCUCCUUCAGAGUAAAUCACAGCUGGAGCAGAGCAGGAUUCUGUAUGAGCAGACAAGAGCCCAGAACUGUCACCUCCAUGCCCAGCUCGAGCAACUCAGCAACCAGUUAAAUCAAGCCAGAGUCCAGGCCGCCCAGCUCCAGACUCAGCUGCAGGCCUCAGAGAAGUCCAUGGAGACCUCCAACGAAUCCCUGCUCAUCAAGGAGUCUGAGGUGACCCGUCUCCAAGCCAGGAUCUCCAGCCUGGAGCGAGCUGCUGGCCGUCGGCAUCUGUACAAUCACACACCGUCCCUCCCCGCUCUGCACACAGAGAACUCCUCCUCCCCUCCUCCCUCGCCCAAAAAGCUCCAACUCCCCUCUUCUGAACACGCUCACUCGACUCGCCUCCUCUCCCCAACACACAGACAAACGUGCUCAUCACCUCCCGCUCACACAUACCUUCAGCCAAACUCAGCUUCUCGUCUGUCUAACCAAACUGAGAGCCGACAAACAUGCGACUGGCUGCAGAGCAGCAUUGACUCCUCUCUAGAUCUCCCUCUGAGUCUGAGAGCCACACUGAGGGAGGCUUUGAACAAGCAUCCAUGCGAGUCCUCCGCCUCCUUCUCCUCUUUCCCGGACACAGUGGACCACGGCUGGCAGGGCCUCAGCGCCACCGAGGCCUCAGUGACCUCUGACCUCUCCUUCAACCCCCUCACAUACAUGAUCGACAAGCAAGAUGACAGUAACCUGAACAUGGAAGCUACCACCAUGCAGGGGGGACAAGAGGAGCAGGCGAGUGAGUCAAGGAGGGAGUCUGUUUGCACUCUGGUGGGUGAGGAGGAGGAGGAGGAGGAGGAGGUGGAUAUGAGUUCACUCACAGGGAUGCUGAGGUUUGUUAAUCAGACGUUGGCCAUGCAGGAAGACCCCUCUUUAUGGAGCUCCACAGGGCUGUCACAGGCCGGCCUCACUCUCCAGGGGGAAGUCAAGGACACGUGAUGCUGUGUUGCCAAGGAGACGUCAGAGAGGAGAGAAGCUGUUUAUAUUAAUGUCAUCCCUGUGUCAGUGUACAUUUAAUACACAUUCAUUAACACCUCUCAUAUAAUCUGUCCCAUUGUAGUGUUAUUGAAAUCAAACUGCGCGGAGUAGAUAAAUGAUGACCACUACUGUCCAGUCUGUAAGUGAUUUACUGUUUUGUUUCAAACAGUAUAACUGUAGCAUUUCAUGUUUUA